AUGCCACAUCCCCCUCUGAACAUAGUCGAGUGUCGUGCAGUGAUAAGAUACAAACCUUGUCUCAUAUUCAAUGACAACGAAGUCCCCUAUGUCAUUUGGUUCGAAGAUGCCCUUCUCUUGUAUGGAGUUCCCACGGUGCUGUUUGAUUUAUACAUCCUUGUUCUGGACAUCGAUAUAGCCGCCGACUACCUGAUCAAAGCUGGAUGGACUGUCGAUACACAAUCCCCUCGUCGAGUUGGAAAUGCAGAGGUGAAAACUCGGCAACAGCGGCUAAUGACUCCGGAUAGCCAGACAACGACCGUCCUUCUUCUGGCAUCAGAUUGGAAGUUUCCGCUCACGGAUGACUCUACCCUCGAACGCCUGUUUCUGGAGGAAUUACCAGACCAAACAUUGUCGUUUCCCUCAUUGUCGGGCUUUCUUGAUGCCCUGAUUGAGACCUGGCUGGAUAGUGACGAUGAUUCAGUACUGCUGCACUUGGCUGUUCAGAUUAACUACCUCUACGGACAUGCUCCAGCUUUGAAAGAGCGAUCAUUUGCCAACCAGAUGAAAUAUGAACAUCGCCAGUUCCACUUUGAUGUGCUUGCAGGGAUGUCAACAACACUCCCAUUCAGAAAGCACCAACGUGGGAUUCGAGAUGCACUUCUACAGGGUCGAUAUGAGCUGCAGGAGUGCUCAGCGCCUCGCGACAAUGAUGACUUCUUUAAUCCAUGGAAAAACGUCCGCCUACCACCCCCUCCGGAAAGUUAG
Aspergillus viridinutans is the source of this 747-nucleotide messenger RNA. RefSeq lists its product as uncharacterized. The record is from RefSeq and is a predicted model, not a curated record. The coding region runs from base 1 to 747 and encodes 248 amino acids. NCBI's taxonomy places the organism in Eukaryota, Fungi, Ascomycota, Eurotiomycetes, Eurotiales, Aspergillaceae. The transcript has a single exon.